AUGUUUGGUAUAACUUUAACGAAAUGUAAAAUAUAUUUUAAUAAUAUUUAUUCAACUGUAUCAUUAGAAGAAAAAUUAGGAGGAGGAACAUACGGGGAUGUUUAUAAAGGAAAAGUCAUAAAAUAUAGCAAUAAUAACGACUUAUAUCAGAAUACUAAUUAUUUACCGUAUGAUUAUUACACUGAUGAGUUUGUAUUUUUUCAAAAAAAUGUUUAUGCAAUAAAAUUUUUUCGUGAUGAUUUAAGAACAAUAAAUGAAGAAGGAAUAAGUUGUACUACAUUAAGAGAAUUAAGUUGUUUAAAAAAUAUUGGGAGACAUCCCAAUAUUUUACGACUAAUAGAUGUAACAAUUGAUAGACAAAAAUGCAUAAGUGAAUAUAUAAAUAGACAAAUAUUACAACAUUAUACUUCUAAUUAUCAUCAUCAAGGAAAGUUGGAUAUGACUCCUUUAUCGGCUGAUCAAAAGUUUAUUUUUGCUGCUUAUGAAUACUGUGAUGGAGGAGAUUUAAAAAAAUUAAUUCAGAAAACAAAAAUAAGUGAUGAUCAGGCUGGAUUAAGUUUAAAAGAAGCUAAAUGGUUAUCUUUUCAAUUAUUAAAUGGUUUAGCAUAUCUACAUAAUAAUAAGAUGUGCCAUAGAGACUUAAAACCUGAAAAUGUAAUGCUACAAAAAACGCAAAAUGAUAAGUAUUUGUUAAAAAUUGGAGAUUUAGGAUUGUGUAGAGAAUUAAAAAAUGAUGGAGAUAUGACUCCAACAGUUUGUACUAUUUACUAUAGGCCAUUAGAAGUACUUUUAUCAAAAUUUGAACUAACUAAAAACAAAAAAAAAAAAAAGAAGGAUAAAGAUGAUGAAUAUAAUAAAGAUUUUCAAUAUGGAUUAAACGUAGAUAUUUGGUCUGCUGCUUGUAUUAUUUGUGAAUUAAUUAUAGGAAAACCACUAUUUAGAGGUGUAACAGAAUUCGAUCUUAUAAUUAGAAUAGUUAAUUCUUUAGGAAAACCUAAUAAUGACGAACUAGAAUUUUUUAGCGAUUCCCGUUUUUAUCCUUUAAAAGAAGAUUUCUUUAAUGUAAAUAUUAAGGACAAAAAGGAUGCUUUAAAUGUAAUAACAAAUGGAAAAAUUGAUGAAUUGGGUAUAGACUUAUUAGUAAAAAUGUUAAAAUAUAAUCCAAAUGAUAGAAUAACUGCUGCUGAUGCUUUAUCUCACCCAUGGUUUUCAGAUAUUCGAUUUGACAAUUUAGAUGGGAUUGGAGUAUAUAAUUGGUAUGUGCAUUGCCUAAAAUAUUAUAUUGGCAUAAAAACCUUUCGUGAAAUUGAACAGCAAAAAAAGAAUCUUCUUACUACUACAAUGAUUUCUCAUUUCUUAUGUAAAUCAAAUGAUAAAUAUGCAAAAAUUAUUUUCAAAUUAAUAAAUGAUACUUUUAAAAAUUUAGGGGGAUAUAAAAAAAGUGGGAGAAGAUCUUUUGCUAUUUUUUCAGAUAAGUAUGCAAAUGAUGAAAAAAAUUCUAACGGAUUCAUAAAAAGGGCAAGCAUAAAAGUUUUAAAUGAUAUGAAAGAAAAAAAUGUUAAAGAAACAAAAGAGGAACUAUCCUUUUAUGAUGAUAGCACUAAUCAUACGACUCCUCCUUCAGCCAAAAAAAGGAAGUUAAAUAGAUCAAGUUAUCAUGUUAUUAAUGCUGAUGACUCGUAUGAGUUUAUUAAAACCAUGCGUAUGAAAAGAAAUUUAUCUAUACCAGAUUUUUCUACUCCCGAUAAAAAAAAAUAUAAACAAAAAGAAUUAAAAUCAGCUACAACCACUAAUAAAAAUAGUAUUUGCAAUAAGUCUCUUUUGCAUAACUUCAAAGAAAUGUCAAACAAAAACUAG
Messenger RNA from Plasmodium relictum, 1857 nucleotides. It is a transcript of the gene CRK5, whose product is annotated as cdc2-related protein kinase 5, putative. Gene Ontology annotation, biological process: protein phosphorylation. Gene Ontology annotation, molecular function: cyclin-dependent protein serine/threonine kinase activity; ATP binding. Gene Ontology annotation, cellular component: cytoplasm; nucleus. The transcript has a single exon. The record is from RefSeq and is a predicted model, not a curated record. Lineage: Eukaryota; Apicomplexa; Aconoidasida; Haemosporida; Plasmodiidae. The coding region runs from base 1 to 1857 and encodes 618 amino acids.